GCGGCGGCUGCCCCCGGGCCCGCGGGCCGGGCAUGGGCGGUGCGGCGGCGGCGGCGGCGGGCGGGCGCUGAGGCGGGCGGCGGCAGCAUGGAGGCCAUCUGGCUGUACCAGUUCCGCCUGAUCGUCAUCGGCGACUCCACCGUGGGCAAGUCCUGCCUCAUCCGCCGCUUCACCGAGGGGCGCUUCGCCCAGAUCUCGGACCCCACGGUGGGCGUGGAUUUCUUCUCGAGGCUGGUGGAGAUCGAGCCGGGCAAGCGGAUCAAGCUGCAGAUCUGGGACACGGCCGGGCAGGAGCGGUUCCGGUCCAUCACCAGAGCUUACUACAGGAACUCAGUUGGUGGACUCCUCCUCUUUGAUAUUACAAACCGCAGGUCCUUCCAGAACGUCCACGAGUGGCUAGAGGAGACCAAGGUGCACGUCCAGCCAUACCAGAUCGUCUUUGUUUUGGUAGGUCACAAGUGUGACCUUGACACACAGCGGCAAGUCACCAGGCACGAGGCUGAGAAACUGGCUGCUGCAUAUGGUAUGAAGUACAUUGAGACCUCGGCUCGGGAUGCCAUUAACGUGGAGAAGGCCUUCACUGACCUGACUCGAGAUAUAUACGAGCUUGUUAAAAGGGGGGACAUUUCAAUCCAGGAGGGAUGGGAAGGGGUAAAGAGCGGGUUUGUCCCAAACGUAGUGCACUCUUCAGAAGAAGUGGUGAAAUCAGAUAGGCGAUGCUUGUGCUGAGCUCUUCUAGUGAGGCAAGUGGUGAUGAACUCUACUAACCAAAUGUACUUUACUAAGUGAACUCGGUGUGAGAGAAGGGAGAGCAACACUCCCGUUGUGAACAGCCUCCCGCAGUGUUUUGGACACCAGAACAGACCCCAGAAAGACAUGUUCUGUUCCAAAUAACCUUUCAGAACUGGGGGCUACAAACCUACAGGAGAGUGAGUGAGGGUGCAUGUAGCUGUUGUAAGGAGACAGGAAGCAGAAAUGAGGGGCUGCACAAGACAGGAGAGAGUAUGCAGAGAGCUGGAUGGGCUGGCACGUGCCAGGGUACUGUACUUGUCCUCUUUUAAGUAAAUCCAUAGCUCCAUGUUGGGUAUCGAAGCCACAGUAUUGGUACUUUAAUAGUAUGAGAAACAGGCAGACAGAGAGAAAGAAAGAGGACAUCUUCCUUUGUGUCAGCUGUUUACUACAGGAAGGUGAAAAGGCAGCACAGAUACUGUUUCCUCAUAAGCCAGGCUCCACAGGAGAAGCUUACUGACAUGGUGUGCACACUUCUGAAUUUUCUUUCUUAUGUUCUUGAACCUAGUUUGAUAGCAAAGAUUUAAAGAGGAAAACAGUAGUUAUCUGACUGGUAAUUAACAUUUAAAUUAUUCCCCUCCCCAGUAGUGCUUUUCUUGCUGUGCUGAACUGGGACUCUAAGUAGCAAUUCCUGCUCCAGUAGUAAUUAUUCAGUGCAUUUUUACACAUUUACUGCCUAGGUGAGUACCUUGAAUGUACCCGAGUUCAGGGCUUUCCAAUAGGAUUAGGUGGUCAGGAGCACAGAGAGAACCACAUCCUCAUAUGUUGUAGCUUAAGGGUGGGGUGUUGCAGCCAGGUGGGACACACCAACAUUUCUCUCUUGCUAACAAACAGCAGUGUGCCGACUCUUUGGGUGUCUUACCAGCCAGGUCACAAGGAGGAAUGGAAAAGGGGAAGACAGGGGAAACAAACAUCAAAAAAAAAACUUGAAAAGCUUAACUCAGGUGCGUCAGCCAUACUAAAAGGUGAGAUUUGUUUUUAAAGAGGUUAACUAGCAUAAAAGGCAACAGCUUCCAUCAGUAUUUUCUGCUGUUAAAGUGUCGUUUUCUUUCUUGGCAUCUGUGGAAAACAAGAAACUAACGCUGGGAAGGAGGAGCACACCCCGGGAGUGUCUGAGCAGGUGGAAAGCCACAAGAUGAGCUCGAGUAACAUUUGUUUUCCUCCAUGUUUUAAUUUGACAAAAGAGGAUCCAUCUCAGGUUGGUUGUUAUGGGGUGGCAGCCAUGUUACAAAAGCUACGUGUAGGGAGAUGUUUCCUGGGAAUGCCAUUCACCACUUAGAAGCUUUGCUUCUGCUAAGUUUUAACUUAAGCUUUUGAAGUGCAGCAGGGUAACUGUGCUCCCACAGCAAAGGAAGGAAGUUCAGCCUAUUAAAAGCAAACAAACCUAUAGUGACUUUUUUCCACUUGAGUUUGAAAGCGUUAUACACCAAUCUGCUAAUGGGCAGGAGAGAGUGAUUAGGUAAAACCACAGGAAGCAUCUAGUGCUUGAUUUUAGGCCUCUAAAAAUAGGGAAGAAUAAAAUAUUUACAGUUUUUUAAGCUACCUUGUCUGUAAAGGUGUGGGCUGCCUUGAUCACUGUUGUGUUCAGCCUAUUUCUCCCUUUGAACCCGGUCUCACAGUUUGCAGCACAUGGGCAGGUCUGUAUGAAUUAAAACCCCUGUGGUUUCCAUAGCAAAGCUGUACAAAACCCCCAAAACCCAACAACCAAACCACUGAACAUGAGUAAUGCUUUUAUUCUCAGUGUUCUAGGAACAGUUUGAGUCCCUGGGCUCUGCAGGGGAGCAGCAGUGUGGCACCUACUGGGGGGGACACUGGUAGGAAGUCGGAGGGAGGGAGGGGUGGCACUGGACCAGCACCUUACAGUAAGCGUCUCGCUUCUAACCCCUGGUUGCUCUUGAAUAGGCUACAAACACAUCAGAAACCUUGUGCUAAAGGCAGAUUCAGCUGUGGUCAAGUUGAGUGCCCUGAAGAUUAAACCACAACAAGAA
This is a messenger RNA of Pezoporus flaviventris, 2777 nucleotides long. RefSeq names its product RAB39B, member RAS oncogene family (gene RAB39B). Gene Ontology annotation, molecular function: GTPase activity; GTP binding. Bases 88 to 729 code for a protein of 213 amino acids. Gene Ontology annotation, cellular component: Golgi membrane. Gene Ontology annotation, biological process: Rab protein signal transduction. The record is from RefSeq and is a predicted model, not a curated record. Lineage: Eukaryota; Metazoa; Chordata; Aves; Psittaciformes; Psittacidae. The transcript has 2 exons.